AUGUCGAACACGUCAUCUAAUUUUCAAAACACUCUGAAACCAAAUUUUGAUGGCUGUGGGUGCCACGUGGUACCUGGUUGGGCCAUUGCACUUCUUGUGAUCAUUUGCAUACUCAUAGUGCUUGCCAUUGUCAUCAUUGUCAUGAUCGUCAUGACUUGGAUGAAGAUGAAGCACAGACCAUCUGUAUCCAACCAAACUCCAAAUGGAAUGGAAUUUGGAGGAAAAAGUUACGAUGAUAAAAGAUCUCAAAUAUCUCCAUCAUCAAGAGCAUUGCCCCAGAGAUCGAGCAUAAGAUUCAAUGACAACCCCACCACAUUUCCAGAUGCUUCCAGGAAGAUGAACUCCUUGCCACCUCUUGAUUCAACAAGGAAACAUUCUUCCAGAAGAAUCGAGGAUGAAAUAAAUGGCUCCUAUUAA
Helobdella robusta is the source of this 417-nucleotide messenger RNA. RefSeq lists its product as hypothetical. Bases 1 to 417 code for a protein of 138 amino acids. Lineage: Eukaryota; Metazoa; Annelida; Clitellata; Rhynchobdellida; Glossiphoniidae. The record is from RefSeq and is a predicted model, not a curated record. The transcript is spliced from 4 exons.